Messenger RNA from Aspergillus nidulans FGSC A4, 3072 nucleotides. RefSeq names its product protein bglE. The record is from RefSeq and is a predicted model, not a curated record. Lineage: Eukaryota; Fungi; Ascomycota; Eurotiomycetes; Eurotiales; Aspergillaceae. Gene Ontology annotation, cellular component: plasma membrane. The transcript is spliced from 3 exons. Gene Ontology annotation, biological process: cellulose catabolic process; carbohydrate metabolic process. Gene Ontology annotation, molecular function: hydrolase activity, hydrolyzing O-glycosyl compounds; beta-glucosidase activity. Bases 1 to 3072 code for a protein of 1023 amino acids.
AUGCCAAAAAGCUAUACUCCCGUUCACGAUUCCAUCCCCGAGGAAGAUCACUUCUCCUCUGACGACGAAAGCAACUUCCGGCUCCAUCGUAUAGACAGAUCUGCUUCUCGCUCACAGUCUCCGAAAGAGAAUGAAGGCGAACCGUCCAUUCUCGCUCCGCUCGUCCGCAAAUCUACGGACUUCGAGACAUACUUGGACUCCCUCACCGAAGACGAGCAACAACUGCUUUCUGCCUCUAAAGACCAUGACAUAGAAGAUCUUGAUCGGUUUGGCGAUGGCACUGCUGCUGCGCGCCGGAGAUUUUCCGAGUCAAAGAAGCGGAGGAAGCUGCUAGCGAAGCGCGGCGGUUGGCGCGCGGUUUACUAUUCUAAAACUUGGUGGCGCACGCUGGUCGUCGUCAUCAUUGCCCUGGGAUUGUUGGUUUGGGGGUUUUUGAAAUACGCUUCUACUCGCGGUGAUAUUUGGGAGGAAUAUGAUAUGCCCGGACCUGACUCGUACUUUCCCACGCCCAAGGGAGGCACGCUCAAACAUUGGGCGGAAAGCUACGAGAAAGCGUCAAAGCUAGUUGAGCGAAUGACAUUGAUUGAGAAGGUCAAUAUCACGACGGGAACGGGUUGGCAGAUGGGGAUAAACUCAAAGCUAACCAUAUCAGGCCCCGCCGCACUCGUCGGGUUUCCGUCGUUGUGUCUACAAGAUGGCCCCCUCGGAAUCCGUUUCGCAGACCAUAUCACCGCUUUUCCCGCUGGAAUCACCACAGGCGCGACAUGGAACAGGGACUUGAUGCGCCAGCGCGGUGCUGCCAUCGGACUGGAGGCCCGUCUGAAAGGAGUGAAUGUCAUUCUUGGUCCUUCCAUGGGCCCCCUUGGUAUGAUGCCAGCUGGUGGGCGCAACUGGGAAGGCUUUGGGUCGGAUCCUGUUCUUCAGGCGGUCGCUGCUGUGGAGACUAUCCAUGGAAUUCAGAGCAAUGGUGUUAUGGCUACAGCCAAACACUACAUAAUGAAUGAGCAAGAGCACUUCCGCCAGCCCAACGAAUGGGGCAUCCCAUACGCUCUUUCCUCUAACAUCGAUGACCGCGCUUUGCACGAGGUGUUUCUUUGGCCGUUCGCUGAAAGUAUCCGCGCGGACGUGGCUAGCGUCAUGUGCUCUUACAAUCAAGUAAACAACUCCCAUGCAUGCGAAAAUAGCAAACUCUUAAACGGCAUUCUCAAGGACGAGCUUGGAUUCCAAGGUUUUGUACAGUCGGACUGGCUCGCUCAGCGAUCAGGCGUCAACAGCGCUUUGGGUGGUCUUGACAUGAGUAUGCCUGGCGAUGGUCUUCACUGGGCAGACGGCCGGUCACUAUGGGGUAGCGAACUCACCCGCGCCGCACUCAAUACUUCCGUUCCCAUGGAGCGCUUAAACGACAUGGUGACGCGGAUUGUGGCCGCCUGGUAUCAGCUGGGCCAGGAUUCUUGGGAGAGCCCAGCUCCUGACGGCGAUGGCGGUCCUAACUUCUCAUCCUGGACGGACGAUGAGUUUGGCUUCCGGUAUCCCGGCAGCCCGGGUGAUACGUCCGCUGCUCGCGUAAAUCGGUUCAUUGAUGCACAGGGUAGGGGAGAAGAAGGCCACUGGAACAUUGCCCGAAAGGUUGCAGCGGAGGGCAUCGUUCUGGUCAAGAACGUCGGUGGCGUCUUGCCUCUGUCUCGUUCACCUAGGGCCAACGCUGAGAGGCCUUAUCGGGUUGGCGUAUACGGGGACGAUGGCGGUCCCGCCGCUGGUCCCAACAUCUGCACCGACCGAGGGUGCAACUCAGGGACUCUAGCAAUGGGCUGGGGUAGUGGCACCGUCGAAUUCCCAUACCUAAUCAGCCCGAUCGAUGCCUUGCAGGGCGCAUGGCAAAGCGAUGUUCAGAUGACGCCGUAUUUACGAAAUGCGGUGAUGCCUGCAGACACGUCGGACAAGGAUCUCUGCCUCGUCUUCGUCAACGCUGACUCCGGCGAAGGCUAUAUCUCCGCUGGCGGUAUCCACGGGGACCGCAACAACUUGUUCCUCCAAAAGGGUGGUGAUACUCUUGUCCAUACCGUCGCCACCAACUGCGGCGGUCCAACCGUCGUGGUCGUGCACGCCGUUGGUCCCGUCAUUGUUGAACCCUGGAUUGACCUCCCCGGAGUCCAAGCCGUACUCUUCGCCCACCUUCCUGGAGAAGAAAGCGGCAACGCCCUUCUGGACGUCCUAUUCGGUGAUGUUGACGCCAGCGGCCGCCUCCCCUAUACCGUCGGCAAAAGCCUUGAAGACUACGGUCCCGGCGCGCAAGUUCUGUACGAACCCAACGCCCCCGUCCCGCAGGUCGACUUCUCCGACGCUCUUUACAUCGACCACCGUUACUUCGACCGCAACAACAUCAACCCCCGCUAUGAAUUCGGCUUCGGUCUCUCCUACACGAAAUGGGAACUCACAAACAUGAAGAUAACCCGCCUUCAACGGAACCCUUCGCGUCUCCCCGCUGCCCGCCCCCCGGACGCCGUAGCACCACCCUCCUACGAUGCAAAUCCUCCACUCGCAAACGAGUCUGUCCUCUUUCCACCUGGCUUCCGCAUCCUCUCAAAGUACAUUUACCCCUACCUUCCUACUCUCGAAGCCACGACUCCUCCCCCUCCAAACCCAGAAGCCAGCGGCAGCGCUACCGACCAAAAACCCCACCGCACCAAACCCUCCGACGCAGGCGGCGGGGCCGGCGGAAACCCUUCCCUUUACGAAGAGGUUGCACGCAUUGACCUAACGGUCCAGAAUACCGGCACACGGUCCGGCCAACAAGUGAUCCAACUCUACGUCUCCUUUCCCCACACCGUCACUGAAUCAUCGGGUCAGAAAAGUCAUGAAAACAUUGACUUCCCCGAUCGUGUUCUGCGUAAUUUCACGAAGAUUUCGCUGGCGCCGGGGCAAAAAAUGGAUGUGAAUAUGACUCUUACCAGGAAAGAUCUGAGCUACUGGAGUGUGCGUGAGCAGAAUUGGGUGCUGCCGAAGGAUGAGUUCUAUUUUUGGGUUGGCUACAGUUCAAGAAACCUGCCAUUGGGUAAACCUUUUGAUCCAUGA